CCUAUAAAUGCUGUAUAUAUACGAGACCUAUUCUUCUGUCAAAUCCUCUUCAACAGAAGUGGUGACAUGAACAUCAUCAGCAUGAUCCUGUUACCGGUGCUGCUCCUGCUCUCUGGUGUGGAGUCCACUCCCAAAUUUUCGCACCGAGACUCUUCCACUGGGGAAGCACUCACCUGUGACAGGUGUCGUCCCGGGACGCACAUGAAGGAGUACUGCACCGCCACCACGACCACCGUGUGCGCACCGUGCAAGAGCAACCACUACACCGAGCUGUGGAACUAUCUGCCGAAGUGUCUCUACUGCCACAACUUAUGCACCGAGAACCAGGCGGUGGAGACGGAGUGCACGGCGACGAACGACCGGGUGUGUCGGUGCAUAGACGGCUUCUACAUGACCGGUGACUUCUGCAUGAGACACGCAGAGUGCAGGCCCGGGCACUGUGUUAAAACAAACGGUACCUCACAGACCAACACUGUUUGUGAAAGGUGUCCAGACGACCACGUCUCUCCAUCACCUGCGCAGGAGUCGUGCGUAAAACAGCAGCAAUGCACAAACGACCAGAUUGUGCUUCUCCGCGGCUCAAUCAACCAUAAUACACUGUGUGGCUCCUGCGAGGAUCUUGCAAAUAACAGUGAGACGCUCAGAGCAUUCUUCUCGGGGUUCUUCAGUAUGCACAGGAUGCCUACAACAAAAAUGAGUAAAUUUGUUGCCAGGUACAUUCUUAAACAAGAGGAUGGGACUCUCUCAAAGCAGAGGGAUCAUCUCAUGGAUCAGAUCAGAAAGUGGCUGGCCCAAGCUCCAGAAGAGCAGCUGAAAGAACUGCCAAAGAUGCUGAAGGCCUCAGAGCUUGGCUCAAUGACAAAAAAACUAGAGAGGACUUUAAAUGAGAUUAAGCAGCAGAGCCCAAAUUGUACUUUACUCAUAGAUGUUUAGAUAACAGAGUCCAUGGAACAUACAGCAUGGCAUUACCGAUAUACCUCUUUCUCUUAUUUGGCAUGUGUGUCCAUUUGAUAUUUUGCAUUUGCAUGUUAAUUGGUAGAGCAUGCAUUGGCCUCAUAUUCUGUUUACGAUUGCCUCAAAGGUUGAACUAUAUGUCUACGAUACUGACUUCAGUGAGAUUACUCAAAUGUUGCAUUAUAGUUAGUACGUCAUGGGAACUUGUAUUGAUAUGAAAGUAAGCUAUAACUGAAAUAAAUCUUGUCAUAAAACUGUUAAAUUGUGCGAUAUCAAACUGUAAACGUUUACAUGUCACUUCUUGCAGCUAAAUAAAGUAUACCGGUAUAUUGUAA
Molecule: messenger RNA, 1289 nt
Organism: Anoplopoma fimbria (sablefish)
Lineage: Eukaryota; Metazoa; Chordata; Actinopteri; Perciformes; Anoplopomatidae
Product: tumor necrosis factor receptor superfamily member 6B-like
Exons: 5
Coding region: 67-933 (288 amino acids)
Molecular function (GO): protein binding
Source: RefSeq, a predicted model, not a curated record